Molecule: messenger RNA, 1200 nt
Organism: Dacryopinax primogenitus
Lineage: Eukaryota; Fungi; Basidiomycota; Dacrymycetes; Dacrymycetales; Dacrymycetaceae
Exons: 7
Coding region: 1-1200 (399 amino acids)
Cellular component (GO): nucleus
Molecular function (GO): RNA binding
Source: RefSeq, a predicted model, not a curated record
AUGUCUACCACAGACCGAAAGCGCAAGUGGGACCAACCGGGGGAUGAGGAUACACCGUACAAGAUUCCGAAGAGGGAAAGCGCUCCUGCCGUAAAUGACGAGGAAACGGAGGGGCCAAAAUCAGCCGAGGCGGCGUCUGCAGCGGCCGCUAUUGCUGCAAAAAUUGCUGCACAAUUCUCUGGAGGAGGGGGUGGGGCAGCUGCAGCUAUUCACGACCCAUUUGACGGCGAAUUCACGAAGAAUAUCGAGAUCAACGAUCUGCGCAAUCGGUAUGUGCUCACGAAAGGUACCACCCAGCAGGAGAUUUCUGUUGAAACGGGUGCAUCGGUUACAACUAAGGGAACGUGGUAUCCCGACAAGACGAAAGCUAGCGAGCGCGAUCCGCCGUUGUACCUCCACGUGUCAGCCAAGACGAAGGAGUCUUUGGACCGGGCAGUGGCCAAAAUUGAUGAGCUGAUGAACCAGGAAUUGGGUCCUCUUGUAGAAGAUCGUCGACGGGAUGAACGUCGUGAAAGGAGAAAAUGGCCGGAAGAGAAGUUGCCCAUCGGACUGGCUGUCUUACGCAACUUCAAUGUGCGUGCCAAGGUAGUCGGCCCUGCUGGAGCGUUCGUCAAGUACAUUCAGCAAGAGACCCAGACCCGUGUUCAGAUCAAGGGACAGGGAAGUGGCUUCUACGAGACCGAGACUGGACAGGAGUCCGACGAACCCAUGCAUAUCCACUUGACGGGCCCAGAUGAGGGACAACUAGCUCGCGCGAAGGAGCUCGCAGAGGACCUCCUUAUAGUCGUCCGGGAAGAGCAUGCAAAGGCACAGACCGCUCUGAACCAGCAACAGAUAGGCCAAAUGGGCUAUUAUCCGCAGCAGCAAGGGUAUGGGGCCGGCUACCCGCCCCCGCCGUCGGACGCACCUCCCCCUCCUCCGGACGCACCUCCUCCCCCUCCCCCAGAGGAUGGCGCCCCACCCCCGCCACCUGGUGCUCCUCCAGCAGCGCCUCCACCCCCGGAUGGCAUGGCUGGUGCCGCCGCCACCGCUGGUGCACCUGCCCAAGGUUCACAGGACUACACUGCCUAUUGGGCCUCCCUUGGUUACGAUGUCAACUCGGAGCAGUUCAAGCAGUGGCAGGCUCAGCAGCAACAGCAAUAUGCUCAGUACUAUGCCCAGUAUGGCACAGCGCCCACCGGCCAGCAGCCUCCAUCAUGA